Paramecium tetraurelia is the source of this 2676-nucleotide messenger RNA. RefSeq lists its product as uncharacterized. Gene Ontology annotation, cellular component: nuclear replication fork. Gene Ontology annotation, molecular function: protein binding; chromatin binding. The transcript has 2 exons. Gene Ontology annotation, biological process: mitotic cell cycle; DNA repair; DNA-templated DNA replication. The record is from RefSeq and is a predicted model, not a curated record. Lineage: Eukaryota; Ciliophora; Oligohymenophorea; Peniculida; Parameciidae.
AUGUUAAGUGCAAAAGAGUUCAAGACUACAACAAUUACGGAGGGAAAAGGGAAAUGUGGCUUUGACAUCAGUGGAAAUAAAGCAUUGGUGGCAUGGAAUUAGUGUUUGAGGGAGUAUGAUUUAAUUGAGCAUAAAAAAACCGCGGAAACUGUACUUGAGUCAAAUAUGUUGGCUUUGGCAAUUCAUCCCUUAAAUUCGCAAGUCUUUGCAAUAGGAGAUAUGAGAGUAGAUACAUAUGAUGAUAUCCAAAUGACAGCACCGUCUUUGAUCGUCACUUUAACAGGAAAGGCAAUAGAAAUAAAAUACAAUAAGAAUGGUAAAAUAAUGGGAAUAGCUUCUGAGGAGAAUUCAUUAAUAUUGAAUAGAGAUACAAAAAUAUCAAAAUGUAAACCUGGACAUGAUGGUAUGAUAUUAAGUUGUGCAUUCGAUCCGAAAGACAGAUUUGUUUGUAGUAUAGGUUGUGAUGGCUGUUUGAUAGUGUAUUAGUUAUCACAAGUACCUUAAUUAUUGCAGAGAUAUACAAUAAGUAAAUAAGUAUCUCCAGAUGCAUUCUAAAAAUUGUAAUCAGAUUUCCAUCCUUCAGGCAAUUCAUUUUGGAUCGCUGGAAAAAUAAAUGCUUAAUAUAUCAUCACUUAGGAUGAACCUUAAGAUUUAUAGUAGCAAUAUUAAAUUUUGCAUUAGAGUGAGAUUUGUAUAAUAAGAUGGAUACAUAAUAAUUGUGUGGGUUCUUGCUCAUUGGAUGGUGAAAUAAAACUAUGGAAUUUCAAAUCGUUUACUGAUUUAUCAUUGCAUUGGUAUUUUAAUAUUAAAUGCACACCAUUGUAUAUGAAAAUAAUCUAAAAUUUGUUCUAUUUAUUUGAUUGUAAUGGGAAUAUAAUUGAAACUACUUUAGAUCCUCCUUAAUAAGAAGUGGAGUCAAUAUACAAAGAUAAGAACAUAGCAUUCAGAGAUUUGUUGAAUUAGAAAGUCAAGAAAUAGAAUAAUUAGAGGAUAGAAGAGGAAUAAUUGGGAGAUGAAAAUGUUGAGGAGAACAUCGAUGAUUUAAAUGGAUUCAUAGGAGGAAAUGAGAUGGAGAAAAAAUAAAAGUAGAAUAUGGAUUCAGGAAUGUAGGAUGUUUUGAGACCAGGUGAAACAUUACCAUCGAGAGGAAGAUAAUAUUUAUGUUACAAUACGGUUGGGACAAUAAUAUUGUGUAAGAAUACUAAUAUGAUUGAAUUUGAAUUCUUUGAUUCAACAUUUUAUAAAAAGUUUAAGAUAAGUAAUUCAUAAAGAUAUGCUAUUGGUACAUUAAAUUAUAGAGGAUGUGUAUUAGCCUCAAAAGGACCAAAUGAUUUGGAUGAAUAAGGGUAUUUAGUAGGAGAUGGAAAGUCAAUUGUGUAUUUCUAAUAAUUUAUAGGUGAUGUAGAUGAUUUCGAAUUUUCAUUGCCAGAAGAGGAAGGAGUUGAACUUGUGACAAUUGGAAAUGAUUGGUUAGCAAUUAUGAGUGAUCAUGCAAUUUGUAGAGUCAUUUCAUUUUGCGGAUUAGAAAUUUUAGAAUUUAAUACAAAUAGGGCAAUUGUGUCGAUGUGCUCAUAUGAACAUUUAUUAUGCCUUGUAUUUCAUGAUACUUCUCCAAUGCUGAAUUAAUAGGUUCUAAGAGGGAGAAUCUAUGAUAUAGAUUUAUAGAAAUAAAUAGAGGAAUUCGAUAUAUUCCUUACUCCUUUUUCCUCACUUUCUUGGAUUGGAUAUUCUGAUGAAGGACUAUUGAGCAUCCAAGAUUCUAAAGGAUCGAUAAGAAUCUAUCAAAAUAAUAAAUGGAUAGAAGUCUAUCACAAUUCAAGGUAUUGGCUUUACGGAAUCCAAGAUUACAAGUUAUGCUUAUUAAAGACAGAUUAGCCAUUGGCUUCAAUGAAAUAGGAGAUGAUUUAAUAGAGUUUUGAGUAACAAUUUGUAUGUUUCUCUUAAGAUGAGAAAUUGAUAGCUAAUUAUAGACAAUUUCUAACCUAAUUGAUCAUCUUAAAUCAUGAAUUAUAUAGAUGGAAUGAAUUUGGUAAGUACUAUUAUGCUAGAAAUGAUGAUAAAUAAAAUGACAUCCUUCUCAGGUAUACUCAAAACCUUUACGAUUCUAACAAGAUGGAGGAGACACAAAAGUUAUUACGUAAGUUCCGAGUUGAUUUAUUUAAGUAGAUUUUAAAUGAAUCCAAGGACAAAGCUAUUGAAUUCUUUAGAUGUCAUAUUAAAGAUGAAUAUGAUAUGAAUUCUAUCAUUAGUUUGUUGGAGUUACAGAAAGAAAAGUCGACAAACAAUAAGGAAUUGUAAAAGCUGUUGACCCAUAUCAAAUUGUUAUAAAGAUAAUAAAUAAUAAAGCAAUAGUAGAAUUUCGGUAUUGACAAAAAGCCUUAAUCUCCAAAAAGAUAAGGAUUCGGUCUGUAGAAGUAAAAUGAUUAAGUGAAUAUGAACUAAAUAAAAUCCAUUUUAGAACAUAGAGAGCAGCAGCAGCAACAACAUCAAUAAUAACAAUAGCACAUUUAAUAAUACUAAGUGCAAUCUUAAAGAGUCGAAACUCAAUAGGAAGAUGAUGAAUUUAAUCCUUUUGCAAAAUCUGCCAAUAAGAAAUAAAGCAGCAUUUUCGAUAUAGGUGAGAAGAGGAAGCCUACAUAAACGUUUGGGACAUAAAAUAUAAAAAAAAAGAAUUGA